Molecule: messenger RNA, 1168 nt
Organism: Chrysoperla carnea
Lineage: Eukaryota; Metazoa; Arthropoda; Insecta; Neuroptera; Chrysopidae
Exons: 2
Coding region: 20-721 (233 amino acids)
Molecular function (GO): sequence-specific DNA binding
Source: RefSeq, a predicted model, not a curated record
AGUAAAUGUUACUGAGCACAUGGUGGUCUGCUCUUUGCAUUUUAAUAAAAAUGAUUACUUUUUACCAAAUAUACAUUCUCAAAGAAGGAAUUUGAAAAAGACUGCAGUUCCAUCAUGUAAUUUACCAAGAAGUUUUAAAGCAACCGAAAACGUCAAAAAUAAAAGGAAAUUUGAAAAAAAUAAUAGAAAAAAAAUUGUUAAGAAUACAAUAACUUCUACAAAUAAUUCAGCUUUGAAAACUGUAAAAAAUCAAGUUAUUGAAGUAGAUUCAGAAAGAAAUAAAACAGCUAGUGAACAAGCAGAAACAAUAUUUUAUAAAUCAGGCCACAUGCAUUUUUUAGUUUCAGAAACAAAUUUUGCUAAUACAGGAAUUGAAUCUUGUGAAAUUUUAGAAAAUGAUACUAAAUUAUCGAAUCAUGAUGCGCAAUAUCUCUUUUUAAUCGAAAAUGAAGAUAUAAAAAUGGAACCUGCGGAUACAGAAUUAACAAAUGAAAAUGAACAAAUAAAAAGUGAUAUAUUAGAUAGAGAAUUUAUAAUUGAACAAGAAAAUCUAAAAUGUGACGAAAUUUUGCAUACGGAAAUAACAAUUAAAGAAGAAAAUAUAGAUAUUGAACCCGAAUUAUCUACAAAAUGCACAACUGCAGGCGAAAACAUAAAAUUCGAUCAAGAAAUACACACAGAAGUAAUAAUUAAAGAAGAAUUUUUUUUUCCUACAGUUUGAUGUGCGUUUCAUAGCCGUACGAUUUUUUGUUGUUAAAUUAUGACCGAUUUUGUAAGCGGUGAUUAAAUAUGCUCCAAAACUCAUGUAUCUCGAUAUAUCUUCAAAAGUUUGUAAAAUAAGAACAAAUUAUUAUUAACAAUUUAUUUAAAGAACGUAAAAGUCUCUAGAAAAACGAUGUAUUAAUUUUGGCGAGAAUCCAACAAAAUGGGAUUAUAAAGUUGUCACUCACAAGUAAAUCAUACGCAUAUGAAACGCACACCAAGUUGGAGUAGAAAAAUUGGACUAAGACAAAAAUGUUUUUAUUAAAAGAGUGACACUCGCCGUGCGUCAGGGCAAAAAUUGAAUUUUUUUUUAUUACAAAUGAUUUUGAAUUUUCAAUUUACCUUACAACUUCGAGUCUUAGAGAAUAUUUUUGUGUGGAGAAAAUCAAUAAAAUAUUGAUGCAGU